CCGCAAUCCACGAAGGCUCGAAGGGCGCUACCUGCACAUCUCGUUGUCUUAUUUCGUGUCUUUAACAGACAUCAGUGAAAAACAUCUUCACCUGAGCAGCAGGAGGGGAGUUCUAGAAUGGAGCAGGAGGAGCCACAGCCCCCCCAUGUUAAAGAAGAAGAGGAGAAGCCACAGCCCUCCCAUAUUAAAGAGGAAGAGAAGGAUUACAGCAUCUGUCAGGAGGCAGAGCAUCUUGAAGGACUGGAGGAGUUCCCAGUGAUUCGUGUCAUUUUGAAGAGUGAAGAUGAUGAAGACAAAGUUGAAAGUGAGGAGAAGAGAGAGGUGGAGCCUCCAAGCAGCAGCUCAACUCAACACAUGACAACAGAAGCUGAUGGAGACCACUGUGGAGGAUCACAAGCAGACAACCUCUUAGCUCCACUAUCAGAUAGUGACGACACAACGUCACACUCUCCUGUCACUGAUGAUGAAGACUCUAAAGCUGAUAUGACAUGUCACACUGAAAACACACGCUUUAAAUGCUGCCACUGUGACAAAAAUUUUUAUGACAGUAGUAGUCUGAAAAGGCACACAAGGACACACACUGGAGAGAAACCUUUUUCCUGUUCAAUAUGUGGUAAAUGCUUUGUACAAAAUCAAGAUUUGAAAGUACACAUGAGAAGGCACACUGGGGAGAAACCAUUCCUGUGCUCAGUCUGUGGUAAAAGAUUCUCUCAGAAGGUAAAUUUGACAAUACACACAAGAAUACACACUGGAGAGAAACCUUUUUCCUGUUCAGUGUGUGGUAUAGGUUUUGUACGAAAUCCAUGUUUAAAAAUACACAUGAGAACACACACUGGAGAAAAACCUUUUAUCUGUUCAAUCUGUAAUGUAGGUUUUACACAAAAUCAAGAUUUGAAAAUACACAUGAGAAGACACACCGGAGAGAAUUUUUUCUGUUCAGUCUGUGGUAUAGGUUUUUUGCGAAACUCAGAUUUGAAAAGACACGUGAGAAUACACACUGGGGAGAAACCUUUCUCCUGCUCAGUGUGCGGUAAAGGUUUUCUACGAAGUCAACAUUUGACAAUACACAUGAGAAUACACACGGGAGAAAAACCAUACUCCUGUUCAAGCUGCAACAAAAGCUUUUGUGACCGAACAGCACUUGUUGUGCACAUGAGAAGACACACUGGAGAAAAGCCAUAUUCCUGUUCGGUCUGCAACAAAAGCUUUUCUCAACGAACAGCACUUGUAACACACAUGAGAACACAUACUGGUGAGAAAGUGUUGAGUUGCAGUGUGUGUGAUGAAAGAUUCUCUUAUAAGUACCAGCUUAACAACCACAAGUGUGCUGGUGAGCACAGCAGCAGUAAAUGAAGCUGUAAAUGUGCACCACCACAUAUAACGUGUGACAUUGUGUGUAACCCUAACUUGCUUCUACCAUUUAAAUGCAAUAAAAAGAGAAAAAAAACUGUGACAGAGUAUAUGAGAAGGUGGCAUAACUUGGACCCAUGUGUGU
This is a messenger RNA of Dunckerocampus dactyliophorus (ringed pipefish), 1495 nucleotides long. RefSeq names its product oocyte zinc finger protein XlCOF6.1-like. Gene Ontology annotation, biological process: regulation of immune system process; regulation of cytokine production; negative regulation of transcription by RNA polymerase II. The record is from RefSeq and is a predicted model, not a curated record. Bases 118 to 1353 code for a protein of 411 amino acids. The transcript has 2 exons. NCBI's taxonomy places the organism in Eukaryota, Metazoa, Chordata, Actinopteri, Syngnathiformes, Syngnathidae.